AUGAAUUUUCAAAAAUGCCCUAAUGAUUUUGAAUCCUUAGUUUAUCGUAUACGAAGUAAUCCGACUGUGGUUCAUCCAAAAUUUUCUUCGUUUUCAUCAAGAUUUAAAACAUUCAAAUUAUUCCCGUCAAAUACUUCUCAAAAUAAAUAUACAUUGUCCGAAUGUGGCUUAAAAUAUUCAGGAGUGGAUGAUGUCGUGGAAUGCUUUUGUUGCGGUCUUAUUCUUCAUAAUUGGGAAAGGCUGGACGAUCCAUGGAUUGAACAUUGUAGAUUCAGCCCAAGAUGUUUAUAUGUGUUACUAAUGAAGGGUAAUCAUUCAGAAAAUAAUGUUAAUGACGAAUUUGAAACAAUAGCUAGAGAAACGGUAGAUAGGAUAAUUGAAAUAAUCGAAAACGAAAUUGACGUAAAUAAUACUGAUAACGAAAUAAUUGAAAACAUAGAAAUAAAUAAUUUAGACGAAGAAUUAGACUCAUUUAACGAAGAAAUACUUAACGAACGUAUAGAAAUAAAACCAAUAAAUAGUGAUAUUUUAAAUAAAAGUUUACGAUUAAUAAACCUAGAGGAGUUUGAAAAUAGUCCUACUACUAGCGCAACUCGUCAAGGGUUACGAAAAGCUGUGAAAAGAGAUAAACAACCACAUGCAUCAUCUAGAGCGACAUUAAGACUUAUCCAUGCUGAAAGGUAA
Molecule: messenger RNA, 684 nt
Organism: Acyrthosiphon pisum (pea aphid)
Lineage: Eukaryota; Metazoa; Arthropoda; Insecta; Hemiptera; Aphididae
Product: baculoviral IAP repeat-containing protein 3-like
Exons: 3
Coding region: 1-684 (227 amino acids)
Biological process (GO): regulation of cell cycle
Cellular component (GO): cytoplasm; nucleus
Source: RefSeq, a predicted model, not a curated record